Moneuplotes crassus is the source of this 1330-nucleotide messenger RNA. The record is from the annotation of a GenBank genome assembly. Lineage: Eukaryota; Ciliophora; Spirotrichea; Euplotida; Euplotidae.
AUGGAGAUAAAAAGCCAUAAAGGAGGAAUGGAAGAUGGGCCAAACCCAGGAUUAUCCUUAAUAAACUCACUUGCAACCGCUGCUAGCCUGAAAAAUGUCAGAAUGCUUAUUAGUGGUGACACAGAUAGACCGAAGACAGAUAAAGGAAGAACAGACUGCUGGGUUAACUUCGGAGAUAAAUCUACUCUUACCAGAAGACCUGAUAAAGUUGAUAGAAGGCUCAGCAAUUACGCUAAACCCUUCAGUACAUUGAGAAGUAAGGGCCUCAGUCCGACAAAGCAAAGAGUGUUAGGGAUCAAAGAUGGAAAUUUCCAUGAGCUUUUCCAAGAAGUCGUCAGAUUCCAAGUGCCUAGUGUCGAAGAUGAAAAGCGCAAGAAAUAUUUUGUAGAUGAGGAUUCAAAGGAAGAGGAUACUAAAUCUGAUAGAGAUGAAUACCUCAAUAAAAUGCUCAAUAACUUGAAAGAAACUAACGCUGGAGCAAACCUGGACAAAGAGAGUGACAAUAAAUCCGAAUCUAGCAUGAAGAGGCUUGAUACUCCUGCUGAAAGCGGCAUAUCUUCUGUUUCUGGAGACCAAGAAAAGCCAAUGGAAAAGUUAGAUAUAUUCUCCAUGUCGUCUAAGAAAAAAAUUAAGCUGAAGAAAGGACUGACUUUGAAGAAAAGAGAUAGUAUGAAAUCAAAUAAUGAGCAGAGAUUAAACAUGACUAUUGAUGAUAGAGACCGUAAGAAUGAGCUUUUGCAGGAAGCAAUGAAACUCAGAGCAGCUUACUCUCCUGAAGUUAAAAGAAGCAGCAGGAGGAGCAGUAGAAGAAGCAGAAGGAAUAGCCAAGGCAAGCAUAGCAAAUCUUUGAUGAAAAUCGUCACUCAGGAUGAUAGAUCUAAUGACUAUUACCUUCCAACUAUCAAGAAAGAUUCUGAAAAGUAGAGCUAUCAGCUCAUAUAUAGGAAAGUUUUCGAGAAUCCUCGUGAAGCAUACUCGACCAAAAGCUCUAUCAAAAUAUCGUCAAAGUAAGAAGAAGAUAGCCGCCAGUUUAUCAAGUGAUAGGGUGAGCAAAACAGACCAGGAAGUAAGGGAGAACUCUAUUGACUACUUCAUCAACAAUUCGAAGCAUAAGCUCAAGAACAAAUUUAUGAGCAGCCUUGCUAAGAAUGGAAUCAGCCCACUCAAAGGGAAAAACAGCACCACUAAAGUCCUUCUAGGAGCUAGCUCAAAGCUGAAUGGGUCUUCUAGGAAAUUUAUGCUUGGCAGAAAUGACGAAGACGGAUUUGUGUUGCCGAAGAUUUAACUUGGAAUACUUGUGGUCGUAUAAUGAGAUAUCCAUCUUCAAUCU